This is a messenger RNA of Misgurnus anguillicaudatus (oriental weatherfish), 4460 nucleotides long. The record is from RefSeq and is a predicted model, not a curated record. NCBI's taxonomy places the organism in Eukaryota, Metazoa, Chordata, Actinopteri, Cypriniformes, Cobitidae.
ACCUUUACUUUGUCAAUUUCUGCGCCUUCAUUGAAUUGCGCUGCGAGAGCUCUUAUCGAUCCGCGCGCCCUGCAGCAAUCUCAGCACGACAAGAUACACUACUGUACCUUAACAAAUGACAAACACAUCAUCUGAUCGCUUUAUCAUCAAACGAGUGGACAGUAUCUGCACUUAAACUGCAUGAAGUGUGAACCAACACCGUGGGACAGAGAUUUCCCGUCGUACAACCUGCACUUCUCCGUAGUUGGCUACUAUUCGUAUUAAUUUCCAACUUCUCUUAAUCCGCCGAGGACGAAACACAGCGAUGUUCGGACUUCAGGACGCUCAUCAGAGUUGCAUUUCCUCAUCUUAUUGCUGAAUUUCGACAGAUAGGUGUACCGCAAACGGCAACUAGAAGGAUUAAAACAGAUUUGUGGUUUUUGCGAAAGGAAAUUAAAAUGCCGGAUCAGAUCACAGUUGCAGAGUUUGUGGCGGAGACUAAUGAAGAUUAUAAAUCGCCCACCGCCUCAAACUUCACCACCAAAAUGACUCACUGCAGAAAUACCGUAGCAGCACUCGAGGAGGCACUGGAUGUCGACCGCAGUGUUCUUUACAAGAUGAAGAAGUCAGUUAAGGCCAUCUACACCUCUGGUUUGGCUCACGUGGAGAACGAGGAGCAGUACACCCAAGCUCUGGAGAAGUUUGGAGAGAACUGUGUCUACAGGGAUGACCCUGACCUGGGAUCAGCCUUCCUCAAGUUCUCAGUCUUCACCAAGGAGCUUACAGCCCUCUUCAAGAACCUGUUUCAGAACAUGAAUAACAUCAUUACCUUUCCGUUGGACAGUCUGCUGAAGGGAGAUCUGAAAGGGGUUAAAGGGGAUCUGAAGAAGCCCUUUGAUAAAGCCUGGAAAGACUAUGAGACUAAAGUCUGCAAGGGACAUUCUAUUCUGAAAGGGCAGAAAGAAGCGAAACCCUCCUCUAAUGCGGCACUGGCCCUGACUCCGUUAAACUGGUUUUCGUCGUCACCACCGAUACAUUCUAAAAUAGAGAAGGAGAAGAAAGAGCACGCCCGACAGCAUGGAAUGAUCCGGACGGAGAUCAGCGGAGCCGAGAUAGCCGAGGAGAUGGAGAAAGAGCGGCGGUUUUUCCAGCUUCAGAUGUGUGAGUACCUUCUCAAAGUCAACGAAAUAAAGAUCAAGAAGGGGGUCGACCUGCUGCAGAAUCUCAUCAAAUACUUUCAUGCACAGUGCAAUUUCUUUCAGGAUGGUCUAAAAGCAGUGGACAACCUAAAACCCUCAAUAGAAAAACUCGCUACAGACUUGCAUUCGAUCAAACAGGUGCAGGAUGAAGAGCGCAAACAGUUAACCCAGUUACGGGACGUUCUGAAGACAGCUCUGCAGGUGGAGCAGAAGGAGGACUCGCAGGUUAGGCAGAGCACCACCUACAGUCUUCACCAGCCCCAGGGAAACAAAGAACACGGGACAGAACGCAGCGGGAAUCUUUACAAAAAGAGUGAUGGGCUACGGAAAGUUUGGCAGAAGAGAAAAUGCACAGUGAAGAAUGGUUAUUUGACAAUCUCACAUGGGACGGCUAACAGACCUCCUGCCAAACUCAAUCUUCUUACCUGUCAGGUGAAGCACAACCCAGAGGAGAAGAAGAGUUUUGACCUCAUCUCUCAUGACAGAACAUAUCAUUUCCAGGCAGAAGAUGAGCCGGAGUGUCAAAUAUGGAUCUCAGUGUUGCAAAACAGCAAAGAGGAGGCACUCAAUAACGCUUUUAAGGGUGACCAGCACGUCGGCGAGAACAACAUCGUCCAGGAGCUCACCAAGGCCAUCCUGGGUGAGGUCAAGCGGAUGGCCGGCAACGACGUCUGCUGUGACUGCGGAGCUCCCGGUCCAACGUGGCUGUCCACCAACCUGGGCAUCCUGACGUGCAUCGAGUGUUCUGGGAUCCACCGUGAGUUGGGCGUGCACUACUCCAGAAUCCAGUCUUUAACGCUAGAUGUCCUCAGCACCUCUGAACUCUUGCUGGCCAAGAACGUGGGGAACGCUGGGUUUAAUGAGAUCAUGGAGGCUUGUUUGACGGCGGAAGAUGUGAUCAAACCAAAUCCGUCCAGUGACAUGCAGGCGAGGAAAGACUUCAUCCUGGCAAAAUACACAGAGAAACGGUUCGCUCGAAAGAAGUGUCCCGAUGGUCUUUCCAAACUCCACACGUUGUGUGACGCAGUGAAAGCCCGAGAUAUUUUCUCCCUGAUCCAGGUCUACGCUGAGGGGGUGGAUCUAAUGGAGCCUAUUCCUCUGGCCAAUGGACAUGAACAAGGCGAGACAGCUCUUCAUCUGGCCGUCAGACUGGUGGACAGGACCUCCCUUCAUAUCGUGGACUUCCUCACCCAAAACAGUUUGAACCUGGAUAAGCAAACGGUUAAAGGAAGCUCAGCGCUGCAUUACUGCUGCUUGACGGACAACAGUGAGUGUCUUAAACUGCUGCUGAGAGGAAAGGCCUCUAUAGAUAUUGCUAAUGAGGCAGGCGAGACCCCGCUUGACAUCGCCAGGCGACUCAAACAUAUACAGUGCGAGGAAUUGCUGAACCAGGCGCUUGCGGGGAAGUUCAACGCUCAUGUACACGUAGAGUACGAGUGGAGGCUUCAACAUGAGGACCUGGAUGAAAGUGAUGAAGAUCUAGAUGAGAAGUCAAGCCCUCACAGACGGGAUGAAAGACCCAUCAGCUGCUACACACCAGGAAGUAAUUCUCUUCAGCCCAGCACAUCCAGUCUGGUCAAAGAUAAGCAGCGGAGCUUCAUACCCAACCUGGUCAACAAUGAGACUUAUGGAACCAUCAUCAACACCAACUCACCCGUCACUUUGUCCAGCUCCGCUCCACCUCUACCACCUCGAAAUAUAGGUCAGCCGUCUGGUCUUCCUGGAAUUGCUCAGGGCUCACCUGGUUGGAAACCUGGGACUUUGGAUCUGACAGGCAGGCAGAGAUCUUCCUCUGACCCACCGAACAUGCACCCACCAGCGCCCCCAUUACGAGUCACAUCCAACUCUGUCCUCGCACCAGGUGGUCCUCCCCCUUCUAAGCCCAAAGCUGGCAGUAUGAUGGAGGCAAUGAGUAUACAGCCCAAAACCAUUCCUGGUCAGAACAUCAGCUGGGCUACAAGGAAUGGAAGGAAACGUUGUACGCUGUAUGCACAUAAAAAUGUGAAUUUUUAUGUUGUUGGUUGCAGCGCGGAAAAGAGCCCGAACAAAAGCUUGCUGGUGCGCUCGGGAUCCAUCGAGAGACCAGCUAAAGAAGUUCCCGGAUGUCCGCAAAUCACCAUUGGCCAGUCUCUGCCCCCCACCCACAUGUCCAGGAAAACCUACCUGAAGCCAAAGCGUGUGAAGGCCGUGUAUAACUGUGUAGCUGAUAACCCGGAUGAGCUGACCUUUUCCGAGGGAGAAAUCAUUGUGGUAGAUGGUGAGGAGGACCAGGAGUGGUGGCUGGGCCACAUUGAAGGAGAGCCAAUGAGAAGAGGAGCAUUUCCAGUCUCAUUUGUACAUUUCAUCAUGGACUGACGGUUGAUGACAUCACCACCCUUUCGUGCGGCAUCAUCCAUGAGUUUCCUUCACCGGCGAGCUAUUGUGGAUCCCUGGCCCUUACUGCUAUGAUCCAAUGGCUUUACGGUCUCGUAACACCUAAACACAACAUGCAAGUUUGGAGAUUGAGGUUCAUUUUUAUUUGGUUUGUGGACCAGAUACGAUUCCAUAUGAUGUCUGUGUUACUGUGAUGCAAUAAAUGCACUUUUGACUUAUUUGUAACAGUCACAAUGGUGAUGAGAAGAGCUGUUCACACUAAACUCUGAGAUUUGUACACGCAUCUGUCUUGUAUCGGCCACAUUCCAUGUCUGGCAUGGAAUUAUGGAAAAAAAGAAGGAUGUAUAUGUUUGGCUUCGUAUGUAUGACUUCCAAGGACGGCAUUGUAAUGGUGCUAAACCAGAAAUAUGCUAUGAGAGCGCUGUCUUGCCUUUGAGGGGAGCUUCGAUCCCCUCGUUUUCACUACCUGCCCCAGCGCUGCAUAUAUACGUAGGCCUCCUAUUACUCACACCUGGGAAAUGCACUGCUCGAAUGAGAGAAAUCAGCACAAAAGAGGACACAGAGUGACUGUAUUUGUGUUGUGUUGAAGAGUUUUGUGCACCAUGAGGGUCGGUGAAUAUUUGGUGACCUACAGGGAGAUUACAGGAACUAUUAAAGAGCCUCAAGUUAUAGAUAUUUAUUAGUCUGAACUGUCUUCGAUUGAUAUUUUGAUUUUGGAGAGCUAUUUCAUACUUCAUUUAGUGUGCAGGAAUAUACUGAAUGGACUUUUACCUUGAGAGGUAUGUGUGGGUUUCAUUUCUAAACCUAAUCAAUUAUAUUUAACAUAAUUGCCAAGAAUCUUAAAGGAAAACACCACCGUUUUUCAAUAUUUUACUAUGUUCUUACCUCAAUUUGGAUGAAUUAAUACAU